AGGGGUGCAGCCGUGUCCACGUGGCCUGCAGGAGCUGGAGAGAGGGAGAGGGUCAUUUACUCAUUUUGCACCCUUUGGUGGAACUCUGGGUUUCUAACUCUUUAAAGUUUGAGUGUGUGCAUAUAUAGUCCUGCGUCUGAAUUUGACUAAUAAAACUUGGGAUCCCUAGUACAGUUGUUAGUUGUUAGAGUUGACGUGUUUGUUUUCUUAACUUCCUAAGUAGAGGAACAGAAAAAGUACAUUGAAGGGCUGGGAAUUUAGCUCAGUGGUUCUGGCGCUUUUGGUAUCGGGGAUCGCCUUGACCCCGAGUUCGAUCCCUGGUUCCAAAAGCGCUGGAACCACUGAGCUAAACUCCCGGCCUUUUGAGUGGAAAAUUAAAAAACCCUUCAGUAGCAGCUUUAUACAGCUAAAAGUUAGUCUAGUAUGGGUUCUUGAGGACUACUGACUUCAUCAUGUGACAGUCCGUGUGACUUCAUUAGGUGGCAAGUCAUAUUUUGGUCUUUUCUUUAUAUGGGAAAAGCUUCAUAGUCAGAUUCUGACAAUGAUGUUAUCCAGAAUAUUCUCUACCUUGCAUAGUCUUACUGAGAAAGGUUGAGAAUUAGGGUUAAGCAUGUUCCACCGGAUGGAGCAAAUGUAUCACUUCCAUAACUGCAUGGAAAGAACCAACAGCAACCGGGGUAAACUCGGAUUCGAAAACCACCUGAGGUUGACAAACAAUUGAGAAGAGACAGCUUCUUGAAACUAUUACACUUAUCUACCAACCUUCCCCCAGCAACUGUUUGUCUUUGAAUAGGGGAAGAGAAAGGAAAUGAACAUUUUUGACCUCUACCUACAAUGUAUCAGGUAUUAAUCUGUACAAUCUCAUUGCAUGACCAAGGAAACUAAGAGGUUUUGGUGUUUUACCCAACCAAAGCCACACAAUCAGUGCUCUUCAGUAGACUUUCUAUCUUUCCUCUACUGUGGACAACAAUCAGCCUAACUGUAAAGUGUACGUGUUAUUUAAAAAUUUGAAUUAUCAUAAAGAAACUUUGAUAUUAUAUACAAAGUCCAAGAGCUCUGAAAAAUGUGUAACUCAUGCUUUUCUCUUUUUAUUCUUGCGAAAUACAAUCUUUCUUAGGUCCAACUGAGGAUUAAAGAAUUGAACAUUUUGAACUUCCUUCAUACAUCAGCCAGCUGGCGUGUUUUCCUAGCAAAACAUUUUCUGAUUUGACCACAGGCCCUCUCAAUCAGUCGUUACUGGUUUGAAUAAUAGAAAAUGCUGUCAUAGUGGGCACCUGAUCGUGAAAACUGAUAUCAGGAGUACAUUUUUAUUUGGAUUUAAAAUGUUUUUACAAUCCCAGUAUAAACACUGUUAAUCUAGUCAAAACCUUUUCUCACAGGAUCAAGGGCUUGCAUAGUUUUACUUUAACUACUUAUAGUCUACAGACUGAGAAUAAAUCGUAUAUUUACACUAGGCAGAAUCUUUAUUUUAAAUGGGAAGGAUGUCAUACUAAAAACAGUCUUAGGAAUUUUUGAGAUAAAAAAAUGUAGUUUGGAGACUCCGAACAACUGGAUUUAUUUAAUACCACUUGGACAUUUUCUGAGUGUAACCUUUGUGGGAUUUGGAAAGAAAACAUCCAGUUUUUGAUUCAGUGCUGGGAAAUUACAAAUCUGCCUUAGUAUUUGAGUUACAGAUUCAAAGUUUGAUAGUUACUGAUUUUUGGGGGUUAUUCAUUGAACUAGUUUCCUAGACUAUAGUUAAUUUUUGUAGUCAUGAUCUGAGGUUCCCAUCCUACAGAGAAUUAGGAUAAUUUUCUUAGUUGUCUCCAUAUGGAUAAGUAAAGAGCUCAUUAUUUUAAGACAGAUUGAACACCUUGUCAUAAAUUUGAAUAGUACAUAGCAAAUGUGGCAGAUUAUCACAAAAGAUAUAUACAUCUAAAGGGUCAAAUAUAUAGAAAAUAGCAUGUGAUUUGGUUAUGUUGAUUUCUUUGUAUUAUUCUUCACUGGGUAAAGAUGAUGUUCCAAUUUAGUUCCACUGAAUUAUGGUAAUGAAUUCUACACCAUUACCCACCCAUUUUUAAAUGCAAUUAAUGGAAAGAUCUUGGUGUUACCGGAAACUAAUAGUAUACUGAAGAAGCAUAACUAGAAGACAGCACAUGGGACAUUUCAUAAAAGCACGUAUAGACAGCACCGUGGAGAAUUCGAAGUCUCUCUCAGUGAUGUCCUGAUGACGUGGAAAUACUUCCUGCACGAGAAACUGAACUUAUCUGUUGAAAAUAUGGAGUUGGCUGACCACUAUGAGGACAUUAAGAAGACUUAUGAAGAUUUCUUGAAGAAUAGUAAUAUGCUAGAUCUGAUUGAUGUUUAUAAAAAAUGUGGAAUUUUGACUUCUAAUUCUGAAAAUAAAGACAUUUUAGCUCCUAUUCAACUGCGGGAUUUCCUAGUUGGCAAAGAGCGUGAAGUAGAAGAUGAAACCGGCCGUUUCACCCCGACAUCACCCACGAAACACACCCAGGAUGGUGAAAAGGUGAAGCUACUAGCGAAGACAAUUAUCUUUUCAUAUUUACACCUGCUAGUGAAUACUAAGAAUGACCUGGCCUUGGCUCAUAUUCUCAACAUUCCCGACCGAGGACUUGGAAGAGAAGCCUUCACCGAUUUGAAACAUACUGCUCGAGAGAAACAGAUGUCUAUCUUUUUGGUGGCCACAUCAUUUAUUAGAACGAUCGAGCUUGGAGGGAAAGGGUAUGCCCCCUCGCCCUCUGACCCUUUGAGGACACAUGUAAAGGGGUUAUCUAAUUUUAUUAAUUUCAUUGACAAACUGCACGAGAUUCUUGGAGAAAUACCAAACCCAAGCAUGGCAGGGGGUCGGAUACUGUCCGUAAUAAAGAUGCAGCUGAUUAAAGGCCAGAGCAGCGGGGAUUCCUUCUGUAAAGCAGUAGAGGAAGUCUCUCAGGAUUUGGAGUUGAGGAUUAAAAAUGUUGUCAAUUCUCAACAAGAGGAUGGAGCCUUUGGCACCAGUGACAUCAGCCCUGCGCGGCCAAAAUCUCAUGCCAUAAACCACGGCACUGCCUACUGUGGCAGAGACACUGUGCAGGCCUUACUGGUUCUUCUGGAUGAAGAAGCAGCCGAUGCGCCGACCCGAAACAAAGCAGAGCUGUUGUACAGCGACGGGAACACAGCCCAUCACGAUAGGCCUUCCAUCCUCACACUGUUCAGAUCUCCCGUACAAGAGGGUAGUUCAUCCAUGAAACCCCUGAGAGAACGCAUCAGUAACUCUGUGCAAGAGAAAAACAUUAAGAUGAAGCAAACCUUAAUUAGAUCCCAAUUUUCUUGCACGUAUAAAGAUGACUGCAUGAUAAGCAAAGAUAAAUGGAACAAUUUUAACUCCGAAUCAAAGCCUUCAUAUGUUCUUCACAUGGAAAAUGACCUUUCUGAGGGUGUAGAUUGGUCUGUUGAAAGACCAACAAUUGGAACACAUUCUGGAAAUGUUCAUCUGGACAGAAGUAAAAAUGACAAAGUAUCAAGAAAAUCAAAGAGUCAGACAGGAAAUAAAAGCUCAAAAAGGAAACAGAUGGAUUUGGAUGGUGAAAAUAUUCUCUGUGAUAAUGGACAUGAACCACCUCAACAGAAAAAUGUUAAGAUACCCAAAAUAUCAAACAGUUUGCAAAAGGAGCUGGAUGGUAGACCAGCCAGAGCAGCGAAAGGCAGUAAGUGUGCUGCCAACACCAAGUUGAUUACUGGGCAGACAAAGUUAACUCAGUUUUUUAUGCUAUGAUUUUAUCAUUUAUGUGCUUUAGAUUGACACAUUUAUGAAACCAUUCACCAAAAUUGUAUACUUAACUUCUAAAAGAUCAAGGUGUAAUAGCGAUUCUUUGUUACUUUGCUGUGAUGUGUAUGUAAGAUUCAUGUGUUGUUCAAAAAUACCACUUAGUCAUCAUUAUGCAGAAUUUUCAAAGUUUAAUGCACAGAAAAAGCUUAUCAUUUGGAUUACGAGUACAUCUUAACACAGCUUUCUUUUAAGGGAGAUGUUUAAAAUAAUAACACAAAUUACAAUAACACGAAGGGCUUUUCUCCUCAUUGGCAAUGAAAUGGUUUUGUUUCUUCUGAGAAGAUGAUGUGGACCAGCAGGUAUCAGACUUGCCAGCAAGGUCGGUAGACUCUGCCCAGCAUACACCUGAGCACUGAGGAAACAGAAUAAAUUGUUUAAAGGAUUAUAAUUACCAUACAAAACUAAGGGGAAAAAAUGGCUGUUAUAACUACCGAGUAACCAAAAUUACAAUAACUGGAUGCUUUGCUAGCCCAUAUUUUUGACAGGGGCCACUUAGUAUCAACUAGAAUUGAACCAUGGUCUUAUUUGAUUUCUUUAUGAUUAGAUCAAAACUCAUUUACACUCAAAGUUCUUUUAUGGUAUUGAGAUAUAAGAAUUGAGGUUUUAAAAGAUUACUCACUGUCAAAAUCUCUCCUUCCU
Heterocephalus glaber (naked mole-rat) is the source of this 4447-nucleotide messenger RNA. It is a transcript of the gene Parpbp, whose product is annotated as PARP1 binding protein. NCBI's taxonomy places the organism in Eukaryota, Metazoa, Chordata, Mammalia, Rodentia, Bathyergidae. The record is from RefSeq and is a predicted model, not a curated record. Gene Ontology annotation, cellular component: chromatin. Gene Ontology annotation, biological process: negative regulation of double-strand break repair via homologous recombination.